CCAGUAUAUUCGAAGCGCUAGUCUAUCAAUGACUUUCGUAGCUUUCAACCCCUCAAUCGAGUUUGUUUACAUUCGGAAUCUUAAAAAUCUUUGUGAAAAAAAGUUUCUUAAUUAAAAUAACUUAGUAAAUACAUCAAAAUGAUACUUGGGAACCGAUUAUCAUUAAAAUAGACUGAUUGUUCCUUGUUAUAAAAGUAAAUAAAAAUGAAUGUAGAAGGAAAUUUGUCUAAUCUUUCGGCUGUAUGCUUUACACCACGUGAAUAUCAAAUUGAAUUGUUAUCAGCAGCGAAAGAAAGGAAUAUAAUCAUAUGCUUGUCAUCAGUUUCUGCACGAGAAUUUUGUGCAUUAAAGCUAAUCCAAGAAUUAAGCCAUGAAAUUAGACGAAAUGAGAACCGGAAAAUCUCAUUGUUCCUUACAAGCAGUAAAUCAGCCUAUAAUCUCAUCUACUAUCUUACUGAUCUUAAAGUUAUUAAUUUAAAUGGAUUAAAUGACGAUGAGAUUGAAUGGGAAAAUAUUUAUGACAAUCAGGUUAUAUUAUUAGAGACAAAGCAAUGCCUCGAUGCCCUAGAAUGCUAUUAUAUAGACCUAAAUAGAGUUAAUUUAAUAGUUGUUGAUGAAUGUCAUAAUAGGACGAGAAAGUCAGAAAUAACAGACAUUUUCUUUAAUUAUUAUAAGGCAACACUCGAAAAGCCAAAGAUAUUUGGUCUAGCUGGGCCAAUUCAUUCUGCCGCUUGCUCUCCAGCACGUCUUGGUGCUGAAUUAGAAUAUUUAGAGACACUACUUAAGGCGAAAGCUGAAACUGCUAGUGAUAUUGUAACUGUACUAAGAUAUACGUCAAAACCAAUCGAAUUUGUUGUUGAAUGUGGCAUAUCCAAUGAAACGGAAGUCUCAAAUUAUAUAAGAAACUUGGUACUAACAAAAAAGGCCUACUUGCUUGAUCAUCGCUAUGAACUGUCUGAAAUAUACAGCGAGGAUGAAUAUAAAGAUGAGCUUGAAAAUAUUCCGGAUCCAAAGGAUGAACCAUUAAGGAUACUCGAUGAUUUCUUACUGAUUUUAGAUGAACUAGGAGUUUAUUGUGCUGAUAAGGCAGCAUUAAUUAUUCUAAUGCAAACUGAGAAGCUCAAAGUUAAGACAAAAUAUGAAAGACACUUUCUAUUACUAUGUUUAGUCACUUCCACCCUUGUCCAAAUCCGUUCCUUUUGCGAUCUAAUCUUUCAGUCUAUAAAAACCGAACGUGAACGAAUUGAGAAGUUUUCAACGCCAAAAAUAACUCGAAUUUUGGAAAUUCUUCGAUUAUUUAAGCCAACGAAUGUCCGAGAGCAAAAAGCUAGGGAUAAGCCGAAAGUCGAACGUACAGAAGAGGCUGAAAAAGGCGACUUGAUAGAAUGUAAGGAAAUAAUUAGUGAUCUUAACAUUAAACAAAUGUGUAACAUGAUGAAUUCAACAGGUGAAAAAAUUAAUAAAAUUGAGGCAGACUUGGAGACUUUGAAGGCAUCGGUAACAAAAAUGAGCAAGGAAAUUGGAAGUCAGCCAGUGGUUCCAGUGGCUAGAAAUCAUCAUCGCUUCAGUAGAUUUAAAAAUCGUCGAAGAUUUUAUCCACGACAAAGACCAAACCAAAAUGAAUCGGAUAUCCUUUGUGGAUUAAUAUUCUGCAGUUCCGUUAUAACGACAAAAGUUCUAUUCUGUUUAUUCUGUGAAAUGUCAAGGCAUGACCCAGACUUAAAGUUCCUAAACGUACAAUAUACAAUUGAUAAAAUUGCUGAUCCAAUAACAGAUGCAAAGGAAGCUGAAAAUGAGCAUCGGAAGCAAGAGGAAGUUCUUAAAAAGUUUCGAAUGCAUGAAUGUAAUUUAUUAAUUAGCACGACUGUACUAGAAGAAGGAUAUGACUUACCAAAAUGUAAUUUAGUUGUAAGAUUUGAUCAACCAUCAACAUAUAGAAGUUAUGUGUACUGUAAAGGACGUGCUAGAGCUAAUAAUGCUCUACAUAUAAUUAUGGUUUCGCCAAAAAUUAAUGAAAAUUACUACAAAAGUCUAUUAAAUGAACAAUUGAAUCCAAAAACCCACAAUUAUUCAUGUAAUCUUAUUAGAAACAGAACUAAUGAUAAUUGUGACGACGAUGAUGAUGAUGAUGACGAGGAAGAAAGUGGAAGUGACUCAGAAAGUUUAGAAAGUAAAAGCACCACUAACAGUGAAGAGUCAAUAACAAUUGUUGAAGAAAAAUGUGUAGAAGAUUGUGAAAAUAAUGAGACACUGCCAUUAGAACUUUAUGAUCCAGUAGAGAAAUUUACAAAAUUACAGAUUGACAAGCUUGCUGAAUAUAUGGAAAUUGAGAAGAUGCUGAUUAGAAAAUGUGAAAAUAAAGAACCGCCAAUAAGUGAAAUUUCACAUGCUGAAAAGUUUACUGCUUUUAUUCAAUCUUACCAGCCAUUAGCAACACAAGAUUCUGUCCAAGUUAAUCUAUCAACUGCUAUAUCCUUAAUAAAUAAAUAUUGUGCUAAACUUCCGUCCGACACGUUUACAAAAUUAACGCCAAUAUGGCGAUGCUGCAAGACAAUUAGGAAUGGAAUUACUUUAUAUCAAUAUACAUUAAGAUUGCCACUGAAUUCUCCUAUGAAAUGUGACAUAAAUGGAAUUCCAAUGCCAACUAGAACACUCGCAAGACGUGUAGCUGCAUUAAUUGCUUGUAGAAUGUUACACAAAAGUGGAGAACUUGAUGACAAUUUACAGCCAAUUGGAAAAGAAGGAUUUAAAGCUAUUGAACCAGAUUGGGAUUUAUUUGAGCUAGAAAAGGUUGAUGAGGAACUUAAUAAUGAGAAUUGUGAUUUGAGGCCAGGCACAACGAAAAGAAGACAGUAUUAUUAUAAAAGAAUUGCUUCAGUAUUUUCAGGAUGUCGUCCAUCGACUAAAACUAAAGCUUUCCUUUAUCACAUCACAAUGGUGUUACAAUGUCCAAUUCCUGAGGAACAAAAUACUCGCGGACGAAAGAUUUAUCCGCCUGAAGAAGCUGUUCAAAGUUUUGGAAUUCUGACGACAAAAAAGAUUCCAAAAAUUUCAGCAUUUCCAAUUUUUACAAGAAGUGGGGAAGUAAAAGUUUCAUUGCAGCUAAUUAAAUCGGAUGUGACACUUGAUGAUGAUCAGCUCCAGAAGAUUAAUACAUUCAUUAAUUAUACAUUUACAAAUGUUUUGAGAUUAAGAAAAUAUUUAAUGUUAUUUGAUCCUGAAGCUGUUGAAAAUAGCUUUUUUGUAGUUCCAGUAAUACGUAAUGAAGAGUCUAUAGAAGUUGAUUGGAACUUUCUACAAGUUAUUCAACAAAGCAUUGCCAUGACACCUCAAUUUGUUAGUGAUGAAGACAGAAAGAAUCAAACUUUUGAUAAUAAUCGAUUUAAAGAUGCUGUUGUUAUGCCUUGGUAUAGGAAUCAAGAUCAACCACAAUACUUUUAUGUUGCUGAAAUUUGCUUUCAUUUGACACCAGAAAGUUCUUUUCCAGGCGAAAAUUAUGGCACAUUUAGGGAAUAUUAUUUUAAAAAAUAUAACAUUGAGAUUCAGAAUAAUAAGCAGCCAUUACUGGAUGUUGAUCAUACAAGCGCUAGACUCAACUUCCUUACACCACGUUAUGUUAAUCGAAAAGGUGUGGCACUUCCAACAAGUUCUGAGGAAACAAAACGAGCGAAACGCGAAAAUUUGGAACAAAAACAAAUUUUAGUUCCAGAACUUUGUACAGUUCAUCCAUUUCCUGCUAGUUUGUGGCGUGCAGCUGUUUGCUUGCCAUGUGUAUUGUAUCGUAUCAAUGCACUGCUUUUAGCUGACGAGAUUCGAAUGGAAGUUUCUGCUGAUUUAGGACUGGGUGUUUUGGAAGUUAAGGAUGAGAAUUUUGAAUGGCCUAUGUUGAAUUUUGGUUGGACACUUGCUGAUGUUUUAAAGAAAACUCGAGAAGCUAAAAUGAUUAAUGCACAAAUUGAUGAAAUUAAUAUUGAGCAUGAAAAUAAAGAAAAUGACAAUAAAAGUGAAGAAACUGCUGAAAAGGCUGAUCAAGAAAAGGAAAAUUUAGACACAGAGAAAACAGCCAACGAUAUACUCGAGGAAGCAGAUCAAAAAGCUAAAGGCGAGCAUAUUUUAGAAAUUGGAACUUGGUCAAAUGAAAUGGCACAAAAUUUAGAUGAAUUUGAUGAUGAAUUAGGAAUUUUGCCCAGUAAUUUAGAGAUGUGCUCAAGCCGGAAUAUCAGAUAUGGAUCCCCAACAUCAUGGAAUAUGGAGCCAUCAAUGGCACACACAAAGAUCACAAAUCAUUUCAAUGACAAUUACUAUGCAUCAGAUAGCGAUGAUGAUUUUGAUGAUGGCGAUGAUUAUGAAAGUAUUAAUGAUGGAGAAAUUAAUGACAGCAACGAAGAUGAGUACGGACUGAAAAUUGAAUUUAAGAAUGACCAUUUAGCAGAAGCAGUUGAGUCUGAAGCUGAAAAGAAGAGACGACAAAAAAGAAUUGAAUUUAUUAAUGAGACAAUUAUAAAUGAGAAGCGCUAUCAAAUGGCGAAAAAUAUAUCUAUUGGAUAUGACUUUAUUGACGAUACACAGCUGAUUGAUUUAGAAGAGAAUAUAAAGCUACACGAAGAAGUUUUUGAGAAAUCAACGACCGAAUUAAAGGCAUCAAUUCGAUCGAGUGGAAUUCUAGUGAAACAAGAUGAUAAAGUUCCAGCUAGAAUUCGAUAUAGUCAUAAAAAUAAUAAUAACAAUGAAUCUAUAAUUGACGAGGACAUUGAUUUAUUCCAACUAAUUCCAUAUUUAGAUAAAAAUGAGAUUUUAAGUGUUAUGGACCGAGAAAAUGUUUUAACGAUUGAUGAUCUUUAUGAGCUUAAUUCUAUGUAUGAGCAACGACAUUCCGACGAAGUGUUUGAGGUUGUUGGAUGUGGUGACUUGUUUGAUCACUUUGCUGAUCGAGAUAAGACCAAAAUGCUAGAAAAUGGACAGAAAACGAUAAAAUUAGAAAUUUCGAAUGAUUUAAAUAAAUUAAUUAAAAAGCGUGAAGAAAGUUCUGAUCAGAGAAAGUCACUAGACACAUUCCUUAAUCCUGUACCAAUUAUUCAGUCAUUGGUUCCUCUGCGCUUUAGUUUUGACCAUCAACCGGAUCUUAAUAAUCAUCCAGGACCAAAUCCGAGCAUUAUACUUCAAGCCUUAACUAUGUCCAAUGCUAAUGAUGGCAUAAAUUUGGAACGUCUUGAAACCAUUGGUGAUUCAUUCCUUAAAUAUGCAAUAACAACUUAUCUUUAUUGCACUUACGAGAAUGUGAAUGAAGGAAAAUUGAGUUACUUGAGAUCGAAGCAAGUCAGUAACUUGAACCUUUAUCGUUUGGGAAGGAAAAAGAUUUUGGGCGAAAGCAUGAUUGCGACAAAAUUUGAGCCUCAAGAUAAUUGGCUGCCUCCGUGCUAUUUUGUUCCUAAAGAACUAGAACAAGCUUUAAUUGACGCUAAGAUCCCAGUUUGUUAUUGGAAUUUGGCAGAUUUGCCAGACAUCAAGCAGCUGUCGAGUGAAAAAAUAUGCAGUUUAGUACGUGAGCGUGCUGAAAGAUUGGGAAUGUUGGACGAUAGCCUUGAUGAUGGCGACGAUGCAGCAGAAAAUGUAAACACAUCUCAAAUUCAAGCACACAUAAAGACACAACAAAAUGGAAAAGGGGAUCAAGCUACUGAUAACUUCCCAUGCUUUAUUCCAUACAAUCUAGUGACGCAGCAUUCAAUUCCAGAUAAAUCUAUUGCUGAUUGUGUUGAAGCAUUGAUUGGAGCUUAUUUGAUUGAUUGUGGAGCUCGUGGUGCUUUGUUGUUUAUGGCAUGGCUUGGAAUAAGAGUUUUACCAAUAAUUAAAGUUCCAUGCCUAGAAAAUAGAAUAGCAGGAAGUACAAAACCAGUUGAAGAAGAUGGACAGAUGAAGCAAAUAAUUUAUGGUCAUUGGAUGCCACCAAAAUCACCACUUUUACACUGCAUUCCUGAUGCUGAGAACACUUUAGAGCUAUUAUUGGAUGGCUUUCAACAAUUUGAGGUGGAAUUGGAUUACAAGUUCAAUGACAGAUCGUAUUUACUACAGGCUAUGACACAUGCUUCAUACACACCAAAUCGAUUAACAGACUGUUAUCAACGUCUAGAAUUUCUAGGGGAUGCAGUUCUCGAUUAUUUAAUUACACGUCAUUUGUAUGAAGAUCGCAGAUUACAUUCGCCUGGCGCUUUAACCGAUUUAAGGUCAGCCCUUGUCAAUAACACUAUAUUUGCAUCACUUGCUGUACGUCAUGGAUUUCAUAAAUAUUUUCGACAUUUAUCGCCUGCCUUGAAUGAAGUUGUCGAUCGUUUUGUACGAAUUCAGCAUGAAAAUGGACAUUGUAUUAGUGAAGAAUAUUAUUUAAUGUCUGAAGAUGAAUGUGAUGAGGCUGAAGAUGUAGAAGUGCCAAAAGCAUUAGGUGAUGUCUUUGAAUCUGUAGCAGGCGCAGUUUUUCUUGAUUCUAACAUGUCACUUGAUGCUGUAUGGAAGGUUUAUUAUAAAAUGAUGGGUCCUGAAAUCGAGCAAUUCAGUAGAUCAGUUCCUAAAUCACCAAUUAGAGAAUUACUUGAAUUGGAACCAGAAACUGCUAAAUUUGGUAAACCAGAAAAGUUGGCUGAUGGAAGAAGAGUUCGAGUGACGGUAGAAGUUUUCGGUAAAGGCAUCUUCCGUGGAAUUGGACGAAAUUAUAGAAUAGCGAAAUGCACAGCAGCCAAAUGUGCGUUGAGACAACUUAAAAAGAACAAUUUGAUCAACAAGAAGCAUGCGAAUUAAUUAUGUCAAACUUUCUAGUCUUUAAUAUGAGUAUCAUGAGAUGUUUAGGCUAUUAAGUUAUGCGACAAACUUUUAAAUAUUCCUAUUGAUGAUUCAGAAUAGCUGUUGUUAAUCGGAUAAAGUUACUAAGUUUAAAUUGUAAAUACAAAUCACGUAAUUUUUAAUAUAAUGACAUUAUUAAAUGACUAUCUUAAAGGUUUUAUAUUUCCCGUCUGACAAUUGAUGUAACACGAAAUUUAAAUAAAAAUGUAUGUUCACUUAAUGCAAUUUAAA
Molecule: messenger RNA, 7062 nt
Organism: Chironomus riparius
Lineage: Eukaryota; Metazoa; Arthropoda; Insecta; Diptera; Chironomidae
Source: the annotation of a GenBank genome assembly